UCCCGCCCGCGGCGGCCGCAGCAGCCGCAGCAGUAGCGGCUCCAGGAUGGUGAGUGCCGCUGCCCCCCAGCCCCGGCCUGUCGCCCCCGGCCUGCGCCCCGGCCCUGGGGCCGGACGUCCCCCCAGGCUGCGCACACUCACCUAGGACCCGGCCGGGAUGCCGAGCUCUGUCGAAGAUGCACUGGACACCGGAGCACGCCCAGCCCCUCAACCAGUGGCCAGAGCAGCACCUGGACGUCUCCUCCACCACCCCGUCGCCGGCCCACAAGUUGGAGUUGCCCCCUGGGGGUCGCCAGCGCUGCCACUAUGCCUGGGCACACGACGACAUCUCUGCCCUCACCGCCUCCAACCUCCUCAAGCGCUACGCAGAGAAGUACUCAGGGGUCCUGGACUCGCCCUACGAGCGCCCCACCCUGGGCGGCUACGGCGACGCCGCCUUCCUCAACGGCGCCAAGGGGGACCCCGAGCCCUGGCCGGGGCCGGAGACCCCCUACCCCUUGGCCUCGCUUCACGAGGGCCUCCCGGGAACCAAGUCGGGCAGUGGGGGCGGCUCCGGGGGCCUCGGGGGUUCGCCAGUUUUAGCAGGGAACCUGCCUGAACCCCUCUACGCCAGCAACACAUGUGGGGGCCCGUCGUCGGCGCCCGAGUACGCGGCGGGCUACGGCGGGGGGUACCUGGCGCCCGGCUACUGCGCGCAGACGGGCGCCGCGCUGCCCCCGCCGCCCCCAGCCGCGCUCUUGCAGCCCCCGCCCCCGCCAGGCUAUGGCCCCUCGGGGCCUCUGUACAACUACCCCGCAGGGGGCUACGCCGCGCAACCGGGCUACGGGGCCCUCCCGCCGCCGCCGGCCCCGCCCCCGGCCCCCUACCUGACCUCCGGCCUGGCGGCGCCCACGCCCCUCCCCGCGUCCGCCCCGCCCCGGCCGGCGCCCGCCUCCUACGGCUUCCAGGCGGCCGCGGAGGCCGGGGUGUCGCUGAAGCGCAAGGCCGCCGACGAGGGCGCCGAGGGCCGCUACCGCAAGUACGCCUACGAGCCCGCCAAGGCUCCGGCGGCCGACGGCGCUUCCUACCCAGCCGCGGACAACGGCGAGUGUCGGGGCAACGGGUUCCGGGCGAAACCGCCGGGAACCGCGGAGGAGGCGUCGGGCAAGUACGGCGGCGGCGUCCCCCUCAAGGUACUGGGCUCCCCUGUCUACGGCCCGCAACUCGAGCCCUUUGAGAAAUUCCCGGAACGGGCCCCGGCGCCGGCUCCCCGCGGCGGCUUCGCAGUGCCGUCGGGGGAGCCUCCCAAAGGUGUGGACCCGGGGACCCUGGAACUGGUGACCAGCAAAAUGGUGGACUGCGGGCCGCCCGUGCAGUGGGCGGACGUGGCGGGCCAGGGCGCGCUCAAGGCGGCGCUGGAGGAGGAGCUGGUGUGGCCUCUGCUGAGGCCGCCCGCCUACCCGGGCAGCCCGCGCCCGCCGCGGACCGUGCUCCUCUUCGGGCCGCGGGGCGCCGGCAAAGCGCUGCUGGGCCGCUGCCUGGCCACGCAGCUGGGCGCCACGCUGCUGCGCUUGCGCGGAGCGACGUUGGCUGCGCCGGGCGCCGCCGAGGGCGCGCGCCUUCUCCAGGCUGCCUUCGCGGCUGCGCGCUGCCGCCCGCCCGCGGUGCUGCUCAUCAGCGAGCUGGACGCGCUGCUACCCGCCCGGGACGACGGCGCGGCCGCCGCGGGCGCGCUGCAGGCGCCACUCCUGGCCUGCCUGGAUAGCGGCUGCGGCGCAGGGUCCGACGGCGUGCUGGUCGUGGGCACCACCUCGCGUCCCGCGGCCCUGGACGAGGCGACCCGCCGGCGCUUCGCUCUCCGCUUCUACGUGACGCUGCCCGACGGCCCGGCCCGCGGGCAGAUACUGCAGCGGGUGCUGGCCCAGCAGGGCUGCGCGCUGAGCGAGCGGGAGCUGGCGGCCCUCGUGCAGGGCACCCAGGGCUUCUCUGGGGGCGAGCUGGGGCAGCUGUGCCAGCAGGCGGCGGCCGGGGCGGGCCUCCCGGGGCUGCAGCGCCCCCUCUCUUACAAGGACUUGGAGGCGGCGCUGGCCAAGGUGGGCCCUAGGGCUUCGCCCAAGGACCUGGACUCCUUCGUGGAGUGGGACAAAAUGUACGGCUUCGGACACUAAUGGCGCGCCGGGAGGCCGUGGGAGCCACCGCCCCUUCCCCGCCCCCUCUGUUCGGGAGAGCCGGCUUUAACCCCUCUGGGCUGGGGGGUACCGGAGUGAGGGAUGUGGGGUGGAGGACAAGUGUGGGCUGCCGGUGGGUUCUUCUUUUUUUUUCGUGGGAAGGAAAAUGCUUCUGCUAGGCAGAUAGAUGCCAUA
Phacochoerus africanus (Common warthog) is the source of this 2342-nucleotide messenger RNA. It is a transcript of the gene FIGNL2, whose product is annotated as fidgetin like 2. The transcript is spliced from 2 exons. Lineage: Eukaryota; Metazoa; Chordata; Mammalia; Artiodactyla; Suidae. The coding region runs from base 177 to 2147 and encodes 656 amino acids. Gene Ontology annotation, molecular function: ATP hydrolysis activity; microtubule severing ATPase activity; ATP binding. The record is from RefSeq and is a predicted model, not a curated record.